This is a messenger RNA of Ogataea polymorpha, 2629 nucleotides long. RefSeq lists its product as uncharacterized. Lineage: Eukaryota; Fungi; Ascomycota; Pichiomycetes; Pichiales; Pichiaceae. The transcript has a single exon. Gene Ontology annotation, molecular function: glutamate decarboxylase activity; pyridoxal phosphate binding. Gene Ontology annotation, biological process: L-glutamate catabolic process. Gene Ontology annotation, cellular component: cytosol. The record is from RefSeq and is a predicted model, not a curated record. Bases 6 to 1739 code for a protein of 577 amino acids.
CCCCAAUGACACUCUCAUCCCACAUCGACUCCGACGAACUGGAAGGCAAGAUCCUCGAGGCCGAGUCUCCGGCCAAUAAGCUUGUCAACAAGUAUAUCAGUGCCAAGAAGCAAUUCCACAAUAAGCGUGCCGAGGAGAAGCCUGCCAGCAAGAUUGUAUCUAAGUUCCGGGGCAUUGCCGAAAAAUACAGGAUCCAGGAGGAUGGGAUGGAACCAAGACAGGUGUAUGAGAUUCUACACGACGAAUUGACCCUGGAUGGCACCACGACACUCAAUCUGGCCUCAUUUGUCAACACCCACGUAGAAAAAGAGGCCGAACAGCUGAUCAUCGAAAAUCUAACAAAGAACCUUGCCGACAACGACGAGUACCCAAUCCUGCUGGAGAUGCAGCAAAGAUGCAUUUCGAUUCUGGGAAAUAUGUGGAAUGCCCCCGUCAAUCUGGAAAACGGGGCUCUCGGAACCGCCUGCACCGGCUCAUCCGAGGCCAUCAUGUUGGGAGGACUUGCCAUGAAAAAAAACUGGCAGGCCAAACGCAAAGCAGCAGGAAAGGAUUACCACCAUCCAAACAUCCUCAUGGCAUCCUGCUGCCAGGUAGCCCUGGAAAAAUUUGCCAGGUAUUUUGACGUCGAGGAACGGAUAAUUCCCGUGUCCAACACAGACUUUUUGCUCGAUUACGAACUGGUCAGACGCAACCUGGACGAAAACACGAUCGGCGUUUUUGUUAUUCUGGGUUCCACGUACACAGGGGGCUUCGAAAGUGUUGAGAAAGUCAAUGAUAUUUUGCAGGAAUACGAGGACGAGACCGGUCAUUUUAUCCCUAUCCACGUGGACGCCGCGUCCGCCGGAUUCCUUGCCUCGUUCGUGUACCCAGAUCUUGUGUGGGACUUCAGAAUCCCCCGCGUGGUGUCGAUCAAUACAUCGGGCCACAAAUUUGGUCUUGCUACCGCAGGUCUUGGUUGGGUCGUUUUCCGUAGCAAGGAUUGGCUACCAGAAGAGCUCAAAUUUCAACUACAGUAUCUUGGUGGACUGGAAGAGUCUUUCACCAUCAACUUCUCUAGACCAGGCUACCAGGUCAUCCACCAGUACUUCAACUUCCUCCAUCUGGGCCGAAAGGGAUACUAUGAAAUUUUCGACAACUGCCUAACAAACGCACGCAUAUUGUCGAGAUUCUUAGAGGAAACUGGAAUUUUUGUCUGUGUCUCAAACCUGCACCUGCCUAAGGGUCACACAGCACGCGGCGCACCGCAGGAGGCCCCAAGUCCCGUCAGCCACCAUGCCUAUUUGUCGGACCACAACUACUAUAACCCUGCACUCCCUGUUGUUUCCUUCCAACUUUCGAAGGAGUUUACCGAUGCGUACCCGGAAAUUCCACAAUCCCUGGUGUCUUCUCUGCUGAGAAACCGCAAAUGGAUCGUUCCAAACUAUGGUCUUCCAAAAACAUCCAAACAGGACGAGAAUGAGAACAACGAGAUCCUCAGAAUCGUGACCAAGUACAACUUGACGUCCCAGCUGCUGGACAAACUUAUGCACGACAUUGUCGAGGUUAUGGAGGUUCUCAUGAAAUCUGUUGCACUGGUCAGAAAGAACGUCGAGAAGCUAAAAGCUGGAUCCAAAGAACUAGACAAUGACAUGUUGUACAACAUGCUCCUUUCUAUUGCCAAUGACGGCAAUGAGAAGCUGAUUAAACUGAAAAACACACCACCAGAGUCCAAACACAACUCAUUCAGAGGCCCUUGCUAGAGAAUACGGCCAAUUUUCUUUUUUGCAGAGUUCAUUUUUUGCUGCGAGCUGUCGACUUGAUUGUCCAAGCCUUGAAGUAGUUCAUUUUGUACACUGAGUUCCUCGUUGAUAGUCAAUCCGAUCUGCUUUUGCCUAUUGAGUAUGCUGCGUAGCUGAUCCAGAUCUGUAUCCUGUUUGUUCAUCAGUAGCUGCUGUUGCUGAUACAGUUGUUCGUUGUCUAGUGGUUUCGUGGCCUCUGUCUCCUUGGCUUUGCCUAAACUUCUUUUAAAUGUAGGUUUCUCGGUAUUAGUGGCCACUCCCCUUGAUAAAACACGCAGUUCGUCGCACUCACGACGCUGCUGGUCCACAAGAGCCUUACGCCGCCUCACCUCGCCUGCUCCAAGCUCAUCAUUGAGCACAUAUUUACUCAGUUGGUCGAUUUUAGUCUCACAGGUGUCCAGGAUGCGCUUACACUCAAAAAGGUUGGCCUGUUUUGCGAAAAGCUUCGACCUUACACUUUGGAGUAAAGAUUUAACUUCCUUUGAGACCUCCAACCACUCGACUGGUGACAACUUCGGUAAUUCCUUUUCCUGUGUGAAUGUGUUUUCUGGUAGAUAGAGAAACUCGCCUACCAGCUUGUGCGUCCUGAGCUGCUCAUCAUUAAGAAGCCCGUUCAAAAACUCCGCCAGCCCAACUCGCCGCUGCUCUAUAGUUGUUGCGCGGCUCUGAUACAACGCGGUGAAUUUGGAAGGCAAGCUAUAGGGAAUGGUUUUGUGCAAAGUGUCCUCCAAUUCCUUCUUAAACUCCACAAAAUCGCUGAAACGCUUGCUCAGCUUGUGCACAUGGACACCAGACUCAAAUUGUAUUUCUAUGUUGUAGAGAUGGUAGUCGUUUAGCACUAUGGUGCUGGG